GUAAAACACCGGUUAGUUUGCAAUCAUUCAUCGUUCUAUUAGCAAUAAUUAAUACGAAGGUCCAGUUAAAAAUGACAAAGUUCUUUGUGAUACUGGUGUUAACAUUAUCAGUUUCUUUAUGUUACUCUACAAAUAUAUCUGAAUUGUUCAAAAUAUGCCACCAGAGCGAUAAAGAUUUGGAUACAUGUUUAAAAGGAGCCAUUGAGGUAGCAAUAAAAGCAAUAGGAUCCAAAGGAAUACCAGAUUUGGAUGUUCCUCCGGUUGAACCAAUUGCUGUAAAAGAGAUAACAUUCGGAUCUGGAACUGAUGCAGUUCAGUUGGACCAAAUGUACCAUGAUGUUAAACUAAUAGGAUUUACAGAUAAUUUGAAGAUAACCAAAGCUCAUUAUCAUACUGGAAAAAAGUCCUUAGCUUUUACUACUUUCAAUCCUGUUCUAAAACAACAGGGCAAAUAUGACUUAAAAGGAAAAAUAUUGGUUAUACCUGUAUACGGAAAGGGAGAUUCCAUUGUAACAUUAAAGGAUGUAACAAUGAACCAUUUCAUGACUUUCGGAGAAGAGAAGAAGCAAGGAAAGACAUACCUCAAAGUUAUCAAUUACGUUGCUGAAUUGUCUAUUAAGGGGGCAAACUUCGACUUCAAGAAUUUAUUUGACGGCAACAAACUUCUUUCGGAUAAUAUUUUGAAAGUCGUGAACGAGAACUGGAGUGUUAUUAUUGGCGAACUUCGUCCCGGUAUAGUUAAAUCCUACGCCCAAAUAUUUUCAGCGAUUGCACAGUCUGUUGUAAGUAAGGUUCCCGUCGACGAUAUUUUCCCGAGUUAACUAAAAUGUGUAGGUAUUACUAGGUGUCACGUUACGAUUGAUUAGUAAAGUUUGUUACAGUUAAAAA
Diabrotica virgifera virgifera (western corn rootworm) is the source of this 888-nucleotide messenger RNA. Its product is annotated as circadian clock-controlled protein daywake-like. Lineage: Eukaryota; Metazoa; Arthropoda; Insecta; Coleoptera; Chrysomelidae. The record is from RefSeq and is a predicted model, not a curated record. The transcript has 5 exons. Bases 72 to 821 code for a protein of 249 amino acids.